AUGUCCGCCGCUCGAGCUGAGUGGAAUAGACUUGCGAAUAACAUUCCUGCUCUUGAGGAAAGAUCUUCUGACAAGGACGAACACUUGGCGCCAUCAGGUGGUGCCUCCGUGGCUCCAUUUGCAUCGACCUUUAGUCGAACUGGUACAGGAGUUGGUAAAGGACCAGAACGCUCCUCUGUCAAAACCAGCCCUCAAAGAGGUAUCGUAAGGGAGGCUACCUCAACCACAAAUACUAUGACCCGAAGAGCAAAACCGAACGAGGAAUGGACCAUACAUCCCGAUAUGGUAACAAGAACAGUCAUCGGUCCCCCCGAGUUUUUCUACUCCAAGGACAGUUCCUUCUAUUUCUCUGAGACACGGGGCACAAUAUCUACCAUGUUGCCAUCAAUUCAAGACGUAUUCUGCGCAUGGAUGGGGACGAUGUGGAACAAGCCAAGGAGCUUUUCUGGAAGCAUCUUGAAUCGUACCCCCAUGCAUAAUCCCUUCUUGCCAUGGGAUUAUGAAGUCGAAUUUUUGAAUGCCAUCACGUUCGGCGCCAAUGAAAGGAUCCGCGAUUUCAGAAACACGCCAUUCCCAUUUGUUGAUCGUCAUGAUUUGAAAGAUAGACAGGAAUCGACAGAAAACGCUGUCAUUCCGGCCAUCGUAUGGCAUAUCGCCAGAGUAAUGACAGAAGUUGAGAAAUCUCGCAUGCGGUAUCACUGGGGCAUACCUGAAGACCGAAUAUAUCGGAAUGUAGCUAUUCCGGAGUCCUCGUUCCGGAGAUUAUCCGACCUUGCCACUAUUUGGGGCUCAUUCCAUGUAUCGGACGCGGCUACAAGGGACAAGAGUCAAAGGGGCCGUUUACCUCCCCGAUUUUCGGAGGUAAGCGCCGUCCAUCUUGCAACAUUCUCUUCGCUCAACAUGACGACAGACUCCAAUUUGCUUGCGACUGUUUUUGUCAGUGCCAACGUAGCAUUCCUGGCCGUUCCUGGGAUCGAUGCGCUACAAAAAACUGCUUCACUUGCAUCAUCAUUGUUCGCUAUGAUGAGCAUCACUGUCGGGGUGCACCAUGUGUGGCGACACCGCGGCAAGGUGGAUGCGCUCUACCAGGAUGCAGCAAGUGUCAUAUCCAAUUCAAUAUUAUUGAUGGAUUAUUGA
This is a messenger RNA of Suillus subaureus, 1137 nucleotides long. RefSeq lists its product as uncharacterized. The transcript has 10 exons. The record is from RefSeq and is a predicted model, not a curated record. NCBI's taxonomy places the organism in Eukaryota, Fungi, Basidiomycota, Agaricomycetes, Boletales, Suillaceae. The coding region runs from base 1 to 1137 and encodes 378 amino acids.